Messenger RNA from Racocetra fulgida, 228 nucleotides. NCBI's taxonomy places the organism in Eukaryota, Fungi, Glomeromycota, Glomeromycetes, Diversisporales, Gigasporaceae. The record is from the annotation of a GenBank genome assembly.
AAAGCCCAAACCCAACGAUCAAGAAAGCCCAAAUCCAACGAUCAAGAAAGCCCAAACCCAACAAUCAAGAAAGCCCAAACCCAACGAUCAAUGAAAGUACAGACCCAAUGAUCAACGAAAGUACAAACCUAACAAUUAUCGUAAUUCACAAGCUCAGUAACAAAGCACCUUAUUUGACUAUCAACAAAGGUAAAGCUGAUAGAAAAGAACAAACUGACUGUUUGAAAG